CCAGUGCCACACUCUAACAGCAAGCAUGGAAAUGAACACCUGUACAAUGCCCGUCGGCUUUUAUAUGCUUCUGUUCUUGAUCGUGGCAAGCAUUCCCGCAGUUUAUACAGCCCAUGCAAUUUCCGUUGAAAAUGACAUGGAUACAGGAGAGAAUUCUGAAGCUAGUUUUCAUCUGGACGGAAUGCAUCCAGGAAAUGUCAACAAAUUAAAUGAACCCCAUGUCGUGCCUUCCCUUGUUCCCGAAGUUGGUCUCGAACGGCAGAAGAGAGCCGAUAAGAAGCAGUGCCACAUUUUAGUUCAGAGGUCUGAAAUGCAGGAAGGAACUUGUACCACACUUGCCGAUAGCACUCCAGCAUGUCACAAUGAACAAUAUUUGGCCAUCAACUUCAAUGAAUGUUAGUUUCCAAGAAAUAUCGCGCAUUCAGUAGUUUAAUAGUCCUGUACAUGAAGUGACUCUCAUUAAUUAUUAUUAUAUUCUCAUGCUAGAAAUUGUACAACUUUGUCA
Messenger RNA from Argiope bruennichi, 505 nucleotides. RefSeq lists its product as uncharacterized. The record is from RefSeq and is a predicted model, not a curated record. Lineage: Eukaryota; Metazoa; Arthropoda; Arachnida; Araneae; Araneidae. The transcript has 4 exons. The coding region runs from base 26 to 400 and encodes 124 amino acids.